Neltuma alba is the source of this 1517-nucleotide messenger RNA. RefSeq lists its product as uncharacterized. Lineage: Eukaryota; Viridiplantae; Streptophyta; Magnoliopsida; Fabales; Fabaceae. Bases 121 to 1146 code for a protein of 341 amino acids. The transcript has a single exon. The record is from RefSeq and is a predicted model, not a curated record.
CUUAAAAGCCCCGCCCCUUCCUUUCCCUUCCUAAUCUCAUCGAAGUGAAACCCAUUUCUUCUCGCAGAAGAUCAGAUCCCCCUAAAACCCCUCAAUCCAACUCAAUCACAUCAAUCAUAAAUGUCUUCCUGCUUUCGCCGCUCCCCUACCACCAAUGACGGCGCUCCUCCCCCGCCUCCUCCGCCGCCACUCUCCACCAACCCCAACCUCACCACCUAUCUCUACCACACCGACGCCGGCAUCGUUUCCCUCACCUGGUCACGCUCCAUUCUUGGUCGCUCCCUCCAUCUUCACCUCCAUCAUCCCCUUUAUGAUUCCCCUCCUCCUCCUCCUCCUCCUUCUCUCACUUCCGCUUCCUUUCACCUCCACAUCAAGCCCUUCGUGUUCUGGAAAAAGCACGGAACUAAGAAGCUUUCCCCCAAUACUCUCAUCUUCUGGAAUCUCUCCAAAGCUAAAUUUGGGUCCGGACCUGAGCCCCACUCUGGUUUCUACGUUGCCCUGGUUGUGGACAGGGAGAUGAUUCUUGUGGUCGGCGAUCUCAAUAAGGAUGCGUACGCCAAGACUAAAGCUCGCGAUCCCAAGAACUCCCAGCUUCUGGUUCUCAAAAGGGAGCAUGUGGUGGCCAACAAAAUCUACACCACAAGAGCGAAGUUUGGGGGCAAAAUGAGAGAGAUACAGAUAGAUUGCGGAUACAGGGACGAUUCCAGGCUCUGCUUCAGCGUGGAUGGGAAAGCUGUGCUUCAGAUCAAGCGAUUGAAAUGGAAAUUUAGAGGAAAUGAGAGGGUAGAAGUGGAGGGGGUACCUGUUCAGAUCUCGUGGGACGUCUACAAUUGGCUAUUCGAGAGAGAGAACGGUGAUGGGCACGCCAUUUUUAUGUUCAAAAUUGAGGAAGAAGGUGAAGAAAGGGGUAAGGAAGUAGCAGGGGACAGAAAUUUGGUGAAUCUGUGGACGCAGCAAAACUGGCAUUCGGGGCUGAAUGAAUGGGGGAGAAUAGGCAAGAGCUUCUCGUCGUCGUCGGUGUCAGUGUCAUCGUCGGCGGGAUCUUUUGGCGGAAGCUCCUCCGUGAUGGAAUGGUCGAGUGUGGAGGAGAACGAGCUGGUCGUGCCCAUCGGAUUUUCCUUGCUCGUUUAUGCCUGGAAAAGGUGAACACCGGGCGCUCUCUGUCCGAUCCCUGAUUAGUGAAAUCCAGUUCUUCUAGGUGCUAACCAGUUAGAUUAGAUUAGAGUCCGCUAACCCAUUUGUUUCGUGAACAUAAUUAGUGAUUGAAUACACCUAGUCACGGCAUUUUAGAAUUCAAUACGCAGAUUCAUAGUUGAGAUAAGGUACGACAGUUUCUUCCUCGCGAGCGAGAAUUCCUGAAUUUUCAUUCCACAGUAGUGAAAUAUAUUGUAUUGUAAUGUAAAUUUUAUGCAAUAGGAGUAUUAUUUUGCGUGAGAAGCAUAAUCACCAAAAUCUCUGGUUGCCAAUUGCGUCCAUUGGGUCGUGGUAAUGAGCAGUUGUAAUUUGUGGAAUUUUAA